GAGUCAUAAGCAGCAGUGGAUUUAGAUUAGCAUCCAACAACGAAAGAAAGAAAAGUAAAGUUGAAAAAGCCAGCGAAUUCAACGACACUGUCGGUGUUCCAUUCUUCCAAUAAUGGCUGUUUCCAUCCAAUACGAUGCUCUCUCUUCUCUCUGCAGAGUCUCUUCUUCAACCUUCCGCUCUCUCCCACGCGCCACCGCUUCCUUCCGCCUCAGAGCCUUCUCCACCACCGUCAACGAUAAGCCCUCCAUUUGCACCGCCGAUGAGCUCCACUAUGUCUCCCACUCCAGUUCCGAUUGGAGACUCGCUCUCUGGCGCUACCACCCCAAUCCUCAGGCCCCUCCCAGGAAUCACCCUCUGCUGCUCUUAUCAGGAGUGGGGACCAAUGCAGUUGGAUAUGACCUUUCCCCUGAGUCAUCAUUUGCUCGAUACAUGUCUGGUCGGGGAUUCGAAACUUGGAUUCUAGAAGUACGAGGGGCUGGGUUGAGUCUUCAGAGUUCAAAUUCCAAAGAUAUUGAACAGUCGGCACAAGCAAUUUCUCAGAAGAUGGAGGCUGCUGCUUCAGAAAGUGCAACCAAUGGAGCUGUGCCUUCAAAAAAUGAAUUGAGUGGUAUUUCUUCUACAGCAUCUGAACUUGACAUUUCUGUCUCAAAAGGAAUAGAAACUGAGAAUGUGGCUGUCACCGGAGAACUAACUAGGUUAGCUACUGUUUGGGAUGAAUCGAAGUUGGUGGCAAGGUUGUCUGAGACUUUUCUACGUUUGUCAGAAAGAGUCUCUGGGUUUCUCAGUGAAAGUCAAUCAAAGGUCAUGUUUACCAAACUACUUGAUCAGAUUUCAAAACUUUUGGUGGAUUCUCCAUUAUACGAACAAUUCAAUGAGAUAAGGGGAAAGAUUACAACUUUGUUGGAAACAAGACAAAACUCUGGUAUUACUAGUCAAAUAACUGACCUAAGUGAAAAGCUAGUAGAUAUUAUUGAGGAAGGUCAGCGAUCUGUUUCUCCUCCAUUAUUUGAUCUACAAGCUCGCUUUACUUCUACCAUAGAAGAUUUUCAGAAGCAACUUGACUUGAUGGUGAAGUACGAUUGGGACUUUGAUCAUUACUUGGAAGAAGAUGUUCCUGCUGCGAUAGAAUACAUAAUGAAAGAAAGCAAGCCGAAAGAUGGAAAGUUACUUGCAAUUGGACACUCCAUGGGUGGUAUAUUGCUUUAUUCAAUGCUAUCACGUUUUGGUUUUGAAGGUAAGGAAUCCAGACUGGCUGCUGUAGUUACACUAGCAUCAUCUCUGGACUACACAUCAUCCAAAUCAUCUCUUAAAUUACUCACACCGCUUGCAGAUCCUGCACAGGCUCUGAAUGUCCCUGUUGUUCCUUUAGGGGCAAUUUUAGCAGCAGCUUAUCCUCUUUCAUCUCGUCCACCAUAUGCAUUAUCAUGGUUAAAUACUUUGAUUUCAGCUGAGGGCAUGAUGGAACCUCAUUUAUUGAAAAGGCUGGUCUUUAACAACUUUUGUACCAUACCUGCAAAACUACUCAUACAGCUCACAACAGCAUUUCGAGAGCGUGGUUUAUGUAACAGGGAUGGGACCUUUUUUUACAAGGACCAUCUACACAAAGGCAAUGUCCCUAUCUUAGCUAUAGCUGGAGACCAGGAUCUGAUUUGCCCACCUGAAGCCGUGGAAGACACCAUUAAAUUGAUUCCUGAGCAUCUGGUUACGUACAAAGUUUUUGGGGAACCCGAAGGCCCACAUUAUGCUCAUUAUGAUUUGGUUGGAGGAAGACUGGCAGUGGAGCAGGUGUAUCCCUGUAUAAUUGAGUUUCUUAAUUGUCACGAUAAAUGAUAUACGCGCCAUCAAUUUUCAUCAAAUCCAUUCUUUUGGUCAUGCUUGAUAACUACAUUAAUCCCAACAGAAAAUUUGAAAGAAUUGAUCAGAGCUUUUAUGUAUUGGAGUAUGACGUUUUCACACUGUUUCCUACCCAUAGCAGUGAAUUAAAAGGUAGGAUUCUGAAUUACGGCAAAGGAGUAAAGGAUAGUGAUAGGAAUUACAGUUUGGGAGCUUGUAAGAAUAAUUAUUUUCAGCAUUGCUGCUGAACUGCUGUAAGAUUUAUGUACAGAAUUUCAUACAUAGUACUCGUACUUUGAUCAUAACCUGUCUAAGAUUCUAGAUUGUGUGUUGAGCAACUUGUGCUUGUUAAGACUCCUCUGGGGCGUACCUGUACAUGGAUGCUCUUUGUAUAGUUGAGUCUCUUGCUUCCAGUCUAGAUGACCUUCCCUUUUUACUUGAUGGUUGUAUUUGUACACUUACAAAAGCUAGGCGGCAUGGCUACUGCUCUUGUUUUAGGGAAAGGUAAAGAAUAGUUUAUGUUUCCUUUGUUUGUCAGGUGUGGAGUGGCAUGGGGUUUCUUUGAUCCCUCCAAUGUGUUUGGAUACCAGUUGUGUAACGUGAAAGUUAUCUUAAUGCAUAAGAAGGGUACCGUUCACUUUUUGUUUUGAA
Messenger RNA from Lotus japonicus, 2485 nucleotides. RefSeq lists its product as uncharacterized. The transcript has 10 exons. The coding region runs from base 113 to 1831 and encodes 572 amino acids. Gene Ontology annotation, molecular function: serine-type endopeptidase activity. The record is from RefSeq and is a predicted model, not a curated record. Lineage: Eukaryota; Viridiplantae; Streptophyta; Magnoliopsida; Fabales; Fabaceae. Gene Ontology annotation, biological process: proteolysis.